AUGUCAUCCCCGGACGAUGGAUAUCCCAACAGCCCGCCACCGCCGCCGCCAAAGGAACGACCGCUGUCGCAGACCAGCAGCCAUGGAAUCCGGAUUGUGCCAUACUCGCCACCUCGGCUCAGUCGCGACGAGCGCACGGCCAGCCAAUCAUCAUCGGCAACUGGCUCGUCGCGUCCACUGUCGGGAUCACAGCAGCCGAGCCGGGCAGCGUCGCAGCAGUACCAGCCACAGGUGGCGGCGCAGCGUGGCUCGGGCAACUGGGACGUGGUCAGCGACAGGCGAGGCAGCAGUGGCAGCGAUGACAGUGGCGCUGGCAGUGGCAGUGGCGGGGUUGGACGACCAAGCGCAGGUCCCAGCGAGGGAGAUUUCGCCGAUUCGCGAGUCUAUGCGGCGGCCAGCCAAGGGCGCGCGCCUUCGUCCUCGGUUGCCGCGGCCAAGGACGGCGCAGUUUCAGGCACGAAACCAGCCGCACCACAGAGCGAAGGGGCCUCGAGGGCGGCUUCCCCUAGGACCCCACCCGCAGCCGCUGAUUGGCCACGCACCCUGGCCUCCAAUCCC
Messenger RNA from Gaeumannomyces tritici R3-111a-1, 558 nucleotides. RefSeq lists its product as hypothetical. The transcript has a single exon. The annotation marks the transcript as partial. Lineage: Eukaryota; Fungi; Ascomycota; Sordariomycetes; Magnaporthales; Magnaporthaceae. The record is from RefSeq and is a predicted model, not a curated record.